Chenopodium quinoa (quinoa) is the source of this 1658-nucleotide messenger RNA. Its product is annotated as vesicle-associated membrane protein 722-like. The record is from RefSeq and is a predicted model, not a curated record. The transcript is spliced from 5 exons. Gene Ontology annotation, biological process: vesicle-mediated transport. Gene Ontology annotation, cellular component: membrane. The coding region runs from base 728 to 1396 and encodes 222 amino acids. Lineage: Eukaryota; Viridiplantae; Streptophyta; Magnoliopsida; Caryophyllales; Amaranthaceae.
GCAAUUGAGGUGAAAUGUUGCAGUUUUUGAGUAAAUCAUAUACGUGGGUUAGUAACUGAUGUAAAUCAUGUGGGCUGUUGUUAAAAUUUCGAGCGUAUUAGGCCUGGUCCAGCUAUUCUAGCUAAAUCAGGGUCCAUAAUAGACUAAUUGUGUAUAACCUCUCUUUUUAUUUAAUUUUUUUUAUUUUAUUAUUAUAAUUUUCACUCAAACCAAAUGGCACAAUAACCUCACUAUUUUUUGCCAUACUUUAUGACCCAAACUUUAGCACAGCUCAACCCAAUUUUUAAUUUUUAAAUUUUAUUUUUAACCCGGCCCAUAACCAGCUCUAACCUCGUUAAAUUAUGCGUUUAUAUACUUAACCCUUAAGGCUACUUAUACCAUUUAUAAACUCCAUUUUCAAUUUUCAAUUUUCAAUUUGGGCAAUGAUCCCAAAUGUUGACACAUCAAAAAAAAAAACAUUCCAAAAAUACAAAAAAAAUAAAAACCGGUAAAGCCUCUUUCUCUCUCCUCCCCACCUCUUCUUUCUCUCUCUAAACAAACCAAAAUCAAAACCAAAAACACAAACAACAACAUUCCCAUUCAUUCAUAAAUAUCCUUUUUACUCAACCUCACGCUUUCUUCUUCCUUAAAUUCCCUGCAAUUAAAAAAACUAAUAAAAAUUCUCUCUCAAAUGCAAAAUUUCGUGUAAUUUUUGGCGGUGAAUUUCGUAAUAAAAUUUAAAAAAAAAAUGGGGCAACAAUCUUUGAUCUAUAGUUUUGUUGCGCGAGGCACGGUAAUUUUGGCUGAAUUUACCGAAUUUACUGGGAAUUUUACAUCGGUUGCAACUCAAUGCCUUCAGAAAUUACCCUCUUCAAGCAGCAAAUUUACCUACAAUUGUGAUGGUCAUACUUUCAAUUAUCUCGUCGACAAUGGAUUCACUUACUGUGUUGUUGCAGUUGAGUCUGCGGGUAGGCAGAUUCCGAUUGCUUUUCUCGAGAAAGUCAAGGAUGAAUUUUCGAAGAAAUAUGGUGGGGGUAAAGCUGCAACGGUUGCUGCCAAAGGCCUAAACAAAGAAUUCGGGCCUAAGUUGAAGGAGCAGAUGCAGUACUGUGUGGAUCACCCAGAAGAGAUUAACAAGCUUGCGAAAGUGAAAGCCCAGGUGUCAGAAGUUAAAGGAGUAAUGAUGGAAAAUAUUGAGAAGGUUCUUGACAGAGGUGAAAAAAUUGAGCUCUUGGUGGACAAAACAGAGAACCUUCGUUCUCAGGCACAAGAUUUCAGGACUCAGGGUACAAAAAUAAGGAGAAAGAUGUGGUGGGAGAACAUGAAGAUAAAGCUGAUAGUUUUAGCUAUUGUUGUGGCAUUGAUUCUCAUCGUGAUCUUGUCCAUUUGCGGUGGCUUCAAGUGCACCCAUAAGUAAACCAGAUCUAUAGGCUUAUAUUCAAAUCAGAGUUAUCGUCAUCUAUAUUGUAUGAUGGAUUUUCAGACAGUUUUGUACAGUUGUGUACCGAAAUCCUUUUGACAAUAGUAGGAUAAUAUCCAAACUUGGUCCUAGAGAUGCUUUCUGCCUAUGUUGGCUGAUCUUAAUUUGAAACUUAGAUUGCUUUGUAUUAUCGUUGAUAUUUUGCAUUAGAACAUGAUAUACAUAGAAAUAUAGACUGCGAUCUAUAUUGACCUGUUUC